UGAACGAGUGUUGCAGUAACUGUCGCGCUUUCAUUGUAUUAACACAUUUCAGAGUCACCGUCAAUAAGAGUGUGUUACAGGUGCGAUACAGUGUCUCACACUAGAUAUAACCUUUGCAAUAUUGCCUAAUGGAUACUAAUGGUUGAGACAUAAAGGGAAAAAAUAAAGAUUCAUGACGUCAUGAGGCUAAGGCUAAAACGUCACUCCUCAAUGGAAUGGUUCUGGAAAGCGCAUAUGAUUUACGUAACUCCAGGUGUGUUGUUGCUAGUGGUGAAUGGUCUUGUAAACUCUGUUCCAGUACCAGAUACAAAAGGUACAAGCUUCGAAUUUUCAACGCCGUUUUGUUCUAAUGAAAAUCCUGCAAAAAUGCACGUAAUUCCCCAAUCAACGGAAGCAGUUAAUGUCACGCUGGAAUCAUUGAUUGAUCAGGAUCAUUCCUCGAGUUCAUCAUUCGAGAUUAGAGCAAAUGAUAGUCUACAUUUACAACUUGCUUGCAAUCAAUUUGUAUGGGAGUCUCCAACAACAAUGGGUUUUCUGUUGAAAGCAACAGCAGAAGUGUCAGUGUACAUAGAUUAUAAAGACGAUAGUUAUAUAUUGAUACCCUCAGAUGCUUUUGGCUAUAAUUAUAUAGUAACGUCAAUAACUACGUCCAAAUUAUCAGAGUCCUUUAUGGUGAUACAUGGCAAUAAUUCAUAUGUGGAAUUAACAUUGCCGCAGGGUAUCCAAUCUCAAGUUUCAAUUAGCGGAACACAAUACGGAGGAGGCUCAAAAAUUAACAUUUCCUUACCUGCAAGUGGAGUCAUUGGGAUAAAAUGUUCUUGCGAUCUUACCGGUGCUACAGUAGAUUCCGCUCUUCCAAUUAGUGUACUCGUCGGCAGCUUUGACACUAGCUUUUCUUCUGUGGUGUUGGAACAACUUCAAGCUAAGAACACGUGGGGAAGAAAAUUCAUUUUCUCUCAUUCAUCUUUGAUUGCUCAAAACGUAACUGUGAAAAUUACUGGCUUACAGCUCAAUACCGUUAUAACAAUAAAAACAAAAGAUACGUCUGCAGAAAAAACGUUUCUGAACACGCCAGUCUUAUCUAUGCAACUUGCCUUAAGUGACUUCCUCUCCAUAGAAACAAAUUCUUCCGUUGCCUGUGCUGUUUUGUAUGAACUAAUCGAUACUCAAAGUGUUGGCCAUAUGGCGCUGUCGUUUCUGGUACCUGUUGAAUUAUAUCAUUCAAGUUCCUCAUUCACAUUUAACUCAGUUGAUUCAGUUUACGUCAGUUUAAUUUCAACUUCGAGUAGCUUUAAAUAUAUUUCAUUUAAUGCAACCACAGAUAACCCUUUUGAUGACGCAAUGACCUACUGGUGGAAUUAUUUCAUUCGCACAAAAAUCGAAGUAUUUAGACCUAAUAUUUUACAUACAAAUGCUAAUAAUGCAGUGCCUUUUUAUGGAACUGUUGUACGCAGAGACAACACUUCCGCAUAUGAAUACUCUCUAGGUAUGCGUAUAACAAGUCUUUAUAGCGCAUGCGUAAAAACAAAGCCUUCAAAUGGCGGGAAUGGAGAUGGUUUAGACAACGACUGUGAUAACAAAAUUGACGAAGAAAAACUUAACAAAGUUGAUGACGAUAAUGACGGUUUAAUAGAUGAAGACGUUGCUUAUGCAGGAAAAAUCAAGCACCAGUCGAGUCAGUCAGCUUGGGAAUAUCAUUUGACACAUAAAGAAAAAGGCGAAAAGUUUUCUUCUUCAGUGAUAAGUAUAGUGAUACCGUUAUCAGCAGCGUUGACUGCAGUUGUUCUCUUUAUUGGGGCAAUGUUUGUGGCUGAGAAGAUAAGACGAUCUGGCAUAACAACAAGGGUCACUCCUAUAUAUUUGCAACAACAACAAGAGCCAAUCCUACAACGAUAUUGAUGAUUAAUGCUGGACGGUUUGGCUGAAAGGAACACAAACACAUAAACACUUAUCAGACGAACAUUAUUAUUAUUAUACAUAUUUUAAAGAUUUAAAUUUUGAAUCAAAAA
Messenger RNA from Ruditapes philippinarum (Manila clam), 2009 nucleotides. RefSeq lists its product as uncharacterized. The transcript is spliced from 7 exons. The record is from RefSeq and is a predicted model, not a curated record. Lineage: Eukaryota; Metazoa; Mollusca; Bivalvia; Venerida; Veneridae. Bases 181 to 1899 code for a protein of 572 amino acids.